Cryptomeria japonica (Japanese cedar) is the source of this 555-nucleotide messenger RNA. RefSeq lists its product as uncharacterized. NCBI's taxonomy places the organism in Eukaryota, Viridiplantae, Streptophyta, Pinopsida, Cupressales, Cupressaceae. The record is from RefSeq and is a predicted model, not a curated record. The transcript has 2 exons. The coding region runs from base 1 to 555 and encodes 184 amino acids.
AUGACGUGUCAGAUGAUGUGGCCACGAGCCAGUGACCUCCUGCCACGUGGUGAGCGUGGAUUCGUUGGGUGUGCUACUGACAGGGUCAGCUAUCCGCGUGGCGGAGGAGGUGGCGGGUCCACCUGUGUGGUGGCGACAGUGCAGGGCCGCCGGAGGGCCUGCAGGAGCUACCGGCGACGAGGUACCGGCGGGAGGCUAGGUGCCGACGGUGGCAGCGGCGAAGUCGCCGACAGGGGCGGCGCGGCAGACUGGAGGCGCAAGUCGGCAGGGCGGCACGACAGGGAGGCGCGUCAAGAGGCGCGUGGUGGCGCGGCGGGGGAGCUGUCGGUGGGCAGUGAACCUACAGCAACGACGACCGAGGGGAUACCGGUGGGAGGUGCCGAAGCAGCAAGGUGCGCAGCGGCGGCAGGAGGCUCCGAAGUUGCAGAUGGCGAUGGCCGAGUAGAGUACGGGGCGGCAGGGGCCUGCAGAACCUACAACAACGCAGGAAUUGUGAUAUGCUCACCUAAGAAAACUGUGAUGGUAGGGAAAGAAACAAAAAUGUCAGCAAGUUGA